UGGGGUAGGGCGUCGAGUGGAGGUCUUGGAGGACGGUGUGCAGGUGCGCUGUUAGGUCGGUAUUGGAGUGGGCGGCCAUGGUGUAUCUAGGGUUAGGAGGAGGUAAGAUGUGGUGGGCUUGCUUGUCUAAGUGAGACGAGUGAGACGGAACGCCGAGGCCCGAUCCAGAUUAGCCGGCAAGAGGCAAGGGAACUCUGGAGCAGAUCAAAGGAUCGAUUAGGCUACAUACUAGGAUCUAAUAUCUACCAGGUCGAAGUCGCGUAUACAACGGCUAUCGCGUACAACCAUCAGGGUGGUGUUGUGACGCUCUGGCCAAUGACGCCAGACGCAUCCCGCCAGCCCGAACUCGGCGACGAGGGGCAGAUUUUUGGAAUUUAGGCGGGGCAUCCCAACGCUGCAGUGAAACGGCGCCCCAGCAUUGCUCUUGCUUUCCCUCCUUCCUUGAUUGACAAUUUAAUUGACUGCUUAGCUGACUGUCCAUUGUAUAUCUGUCAACAUGGGAGGCCAAAAGACCGCGAUCCUGUCCGUCUACGACAAGACGGGCCUGCUCGACCUCGCCAAAGGGCUCCACGAGUGCAAUGUGCGCCUGCUCGCGUCGGGCGGCACGGCCAAGAUGAUCCGCCAGGCCAACUUCCCCGUCGAGGACGUGUCGGCCAUCACCAAGGCGCCCGAGAUGCUCGGGGGCCGCGUCAAGACACUGCAUCCCGCCGUGCACGGAGGCAUCCUCGCCCGCAACCUCGACUCGGACGACUCGGACCUCACGGCCAACAGCAUCGACAAGAUCGACUUUGUCGUGUGCAACCUGUACCCUUUCUCCGAGACGGUCGCGCGCAUCAACGUCACCAUCCCCGAGGCCGUCGAGGAGAUCGACAUUGGCGGCGUCACGCUGCUACGCGCCGCCGCCAAGAACCACGCCCGCGUCACCAUCAUCAGCGACCCCAGCGACUACCACGACCUGCUGACGGAGCUGAAGAAGGACGGCGAGGUGUCGGAGCAGAACCGCCAGAAGUACGCCCUCAAGGCCUUUGAGCAGACGGCCGCCUACGACGGCGCCAUCUCCGAGUUCUUCCGCAAGAAGUAUGCCGGCAACGGCGAGCAGUUCCUGCCGCUGCGCUACGGCGCGAACCCCCACCAGAAGCCCGCGACCGUCGCCAUGGCCGACAAGCCACUGCCGUUCAAGGUGCUGUGCGGAGCGCCAGGCUACAUCAACCUGCUCGAUGCGCUGAACGCGUGGCCGCUGGUCCAGGAGCUGAGCCAGGCGCUGAACUACCCGGCCGCCGCCAGCUUCAAGCACGUCUCGCCCGCCGGUGCCGCCAUCGGUGUGCCGCUCAGCGACGUCGAGAAGAAGGUCUACAUGGUGGACGACAUUGACGGCAUCGACAAGUCUGGUCUGGCGCAGGCGUAUGCCAGGGCGCGUGGUGCCGACCGCAUGUCCAGCUUCGGCGACAUGAUUGCCCUGUCGCACGAGGUCGACGUGCCAACUGCCAAGAUCAUCAGCCGCGAGGUCUCGGACGGUGUCAUCGCGCCGGGCUACACCGCUGAGGCGCUCGAGAUCCUCAAGAAGAAGAAGGCGGGCAAAUACCUGGUCCUCCAGAUGGAUCCCGACUACGUGCCCGGCUCAGAGGAGUCAAGGACUGUCUUUGGCAUCACCCUGAAGCAGCACCGCAACGAUGCCAAGAUCGUCCCGUCAGACAGCUUCAACACCGUCGUUGUGCCAAAGAACUCUGGUCCCCUGCCCGAGUCCGCCCAGCGCGACCUGACAGUAGCGACCAUUGCGCUCAAGUACACACAGUCCAACAGCGUCUGCUACGCGCUCAACGGCCAGAUCAUUGGUCUUGGUGCUGGUCAACAGUCUCGCAUCCACUGCACCCGUCUCGCCGGCGACAAGGCUGACAACUGGUGGAUGCGCUUUCACAGCCGCACCCUCUCCCUCAAGUUCGCCAAGGGCACCAAGCGCCCCUCCAAGUCAAACGCCAUCGAUCUCCUCUGCUCUGGCCUCGUCCCAGCGUCGGGUCCCGAGCGUGACGACUUCGAAGCGCACUUCGAGUCGGGUGCUGUGCCUGAGCCGUUCUCGGCUGAGGAGCGCAAAGAGUGGCUGGAGAAGCUUGAGGGUGUUGCCCUGUCGAGCGAUGCUUUCUUCCCCUUCAUCGAUAACGUGUUCCGCGCGAAGAGGAGUGGAGCGGGAUACAUUGCUGCCCCAACGGGUAGCCAGAACGAUGGCGCGGUGUUUGAGACGAGCGAGAAGCUGGGGAUUACGUUCGUGGAGCAGCACAUUCGAUUGUUCCACCAUUAGAGGUUUACUACACGGUGGUUAUGAUGUUUAUGUGCGAUGAUUUAUGAGCUUUAGUACGGAAUAGUAGAGGGAUGGAUCAAAAGACUCUGAAAAGGUCAUGGGAUUAUAUUGGGAAUGGAGGUUUUGUGUUCUGACAUGUUUUUCUUCUC
This is a messenger RNA of Dothidotthia symphoricarpi CBS 119687, 2442 nucleotides long. RefSeq names its product AICARFT/IMPCHase bienzyme. Gene Ontology annotation, biological process: 'de novo' IMP biosynthetic process. The transcript has 3 exons. Gene Ontology annotation, molecular function: phosphoribosylaminoimidazolecarboxamide formyltransferase activity; IMP cyclohydrolase activity. The coding region runs from base 497 to 2293 and encodes 598 amino acids. The record is from RefSeq and is a predicted model, not a curated record. Gene Ontology annotation, cellular component: cytosol. Lineage: Eukaryota; Fungi; Ascomycota; Dothideomycetes; Pleosporales; Dothidotthiaceae.